Rhodamnia argentea is the source of this 2545-nucleotide messenger RNA. Its product is annotated as aspartokinase 2, chloroplastic. Gene Ontology annotation, molecular function: aspartate kinase activity. The transcript is spliced from 14 exons. NCBI's taxonomy places the organism in Eukaryota, Viridiplantae, Streptophyta, Magnoliopsida, Myrtales, Myrtaceae. The record is from RefSeq and is a predicted model, not a curated record. Bases 569 to 2332 code for a protein of 587 amino acids. Gene Ontology annotation, cellular component: chloroplast stroma. Gene Ontology annotation, biological process: amino acid biosynthetic process.
GCCCGCGGGACACCGAUUACUGUAGACGCGGGUCGCGGCGAGCAUUUCUCAGCCGGGUGGGUCACGUCAGUGGUCUAAUCUCAGCCGUCCGUUCCAACGGGAAUCCGCACGAGGGUUUCUGAUGAAGGAGCCCGUAAAAAUGGCAAAUGCGCGACCGAACUCCACGAACAACACGUUUUCGAUUCCAAGCAGACGGAAGAAGAUUGGCUUCUCGCUCGCCGCCUAGCUUUCGCCUUCUUCCUCUCUCUCUCUCUCUCGCAUUCUCCCGCGGAUUCAUCUGCGCAGCUCGAGGUCAGCGAGCUGACCUUCGAGCUUCCGAAGCAUCGGUGCGCAUAGCGGAUCCAUUCAUUUCGGUGCUCGUUUUCGCUCGGAGGAGGCUCUGCAUUUCGUUCCUUUUCGUGGUUGAUCUCGAGGAAGUUUUGAGUUCGAGCUGUUAACCAGAGGAUUCUUUUGAUAAUUUGCUCUAGGUGUUGCGAUCUAUCAGGAUUAGAGAGUUUCAUACCAUUAUUUUGUAAAUUUGUCGACACAAUCUCGGUCAAGCAGCUUCGGUCCUCUAGCUGAUUUCGACAUGGCCACGGCAUUGCAUUUUACUGGUGCUAAAGUUUCCAGUUCCAACUCUCUCUCUUGGGGGAGUUCUUUGCAACAAAGAUCCGUACUGCCUCAGCGGCUUCAUUUUGCGAUUUCUGUUGGUUCGAGUUCAUCAGUGCCUAGGAGCUUAAAGAACUCUUGUAGGAGCAGAGUUUUCCAAGUGAGCUGUGCAGGAGCAAAUGUAGACGUCCUAGAGAAAAGCUCGACCUUAACUCAAAGCUUCAGUGAUUCUGAGAAUCAACUGACCUGUGUCAUGAAAUUUGGUGGCUCUUCGGUAGCUUCUGCUGAGAGAAUGAGAGAGGUUGCUGAUCUUAUCCUCAGCUUUCCCAGUGAGAGGCCUGUGAUUGUUCUAUCCGCGAUGGGAAAGACGACAAACAAGCUUUUACAGGCUGGAGAGAAGGCUGUCAGUUGUGGUGUUACUAACGUGUCCUGCAUUGAUGAGCUAAGCUUUAUAAAGGAACUCCAUCUUAGGACUGUGAAGGAGCUUGGAGUUGACGAAUCAAUAAUAGCAACUCAUCUGGAAGAAUUGGAUCAACUUCUGAAGGGAAUUGCUAUGAUGAAGGAGCUCACAUUACGGACUAGAGAUUAUUUGGUUUCUUUCGGGGAAUGCAUGUCCACGAGGAUUUUUGCUGCCUAUCUAAAUAAGAGAGGAGUAAAGGCCCGACAAUAUGAUGCCUUUGAGAUUGGCUUUAUUACCACUGACGACUUCACAAAUGCGGACAUCCUGGAAGCAACUUAUCCAGCUGUUGCAAAGAGGUUACAUGAUGAUUGGGUCACAGAUCCUGCAAUCCCGAUUGUUACUGGCUUCCUCGGAAAGGGCUGGAGAACUUGUGCAGUGACCACACUGGGUAGAGGUGGCAGUGAUUUGACGGCAACCACUAUUGGUAAAGCAUUGGGCUUACGCGAGAUCCAGGUGUGGAAAGAUGUUGAUGGUGUCUUGACAUGCGAUCCCAAUAUAUAUCCGCGAGCAGAGCCUGUACCAUACUUGACCUUUGAUGAGGCAGCUGAACUUGCAUAUUUUGGUGCACAGGUCCUACAUCCUCAGUCCAUGAGACCUGCCAGAGAGGGUGAUAUUCCUGUAAGAGUGAAAAAUUCCUACAAUCCCAAUGCUCCAGGUACCCUGAUAACCAGGACAAGGGAUAUGAGUAAGGCAGUUUUGACUAGCAUUGUUCUGAAAAGGAAUGUUACUAUGCUGGAUAUUGUCAGCACUCGCAUGCUUGGUCAAUUUGGCUUCCUUGCAAAGGUCUUUUCUACCUUUGAAGAUUUGGGCAUAUCCGUGGACGUUGUUGCUACUAGUGAAGUCAGUAUUUCGUUAACGCUGGAUCCAUCCAAGCUCUGGAGCAGAGAGCUGAUUCAGCAGCAUUCGUGUAGGUUGUCCUCUUCCCAAUGCUUCACUCUAACGUUACUGGCAUAUCUUUCUGAGCAGGAGCUUGAUCAUGUCGUGGAAGAACUUGAGAAAAUAGCUGUGGUGAAUCUACUUCAACGCAGAUCAAUCAUCUCACUCAUUGGGAAUGUACAGAGGUCAUCGCUUAUACUAGAGAAGGUUUUUAAUGUUCUACGAACCAAUGGGGUCAAUGUCCAGAUGAUCUCUCAAGGAGCGUCCAAGGUCAACAUCUCCUUGAUCGUGAACGAUGACGAGGCAGAGCAGUGUGUGAGAGCUCUCCAUUCAAGCUUCUUUGAGAGCGACCUUCCCGAGCUGGAUCAUGAAUACGGAAGUACGAAUGGAUCUGCAGUCAAACCAUGACAACACAAUGGUUCAACAGUCUUCGACUCUCUAGACCCAUGUUUAUCUUUGCUGAUCUAUUCCGGGAACUCAUUCCUGGGUUAAAGUCGAGAUGUAACAUUCCUGGGCUUAAUUUAAAGCGUAGUAGCCCACGAUAAGUGAUCAUUAAGUCUAUUAAUUGAUCACAUUUUUUAUUUAGAAGCCUUAGCUGAAGUUAAGGCUAAAUCCCUCUCA